Molecule: messenger RNA, 4289 nt
Organism: Xiphophorus hellerii (green swordtail)
Lineage: Eukaryota; Metazoa; Chordata; Actinopteri; Cyprinodontiformes; Poeciliidae
Gene: abhd11
Product: abhydrolase domain containing 11
Exons: 6
Coding region: 282-1067 (261 amino acids)
Biological process (GO): lipid metabolic process
Cellular component (GO): mitochondrion
Molecular function (GO): carboxylic ester hydrolase activity
Source: RefSeq, a predicted model, not a curated record
CAGCUGUUGACGGACUGGGGGGGUUCUCUCUGUUGUCGACCUCCGGGGCCGCUCUGAAUGCUCUCUCCCCGGCUCUGUGCUGUCACUGCGGCCGCUCUCAAAGGCACAUGUUGUUUGUGGACCGUUCAGUAACCGAACCUAUGCUGCCAUGAUUGCUUUGUGUCGCCUGGUUCACAGAGGACUGCUGAGCAUCCGGCCGUCUUGCCGUUUGUUCGCCGGACAGGUGGAUGCGGGUCCCCCGGUCCGGACAGCCAGCUCAUCCAGUCCUGUCAGCUUGACUUAUGACGUGUUCGACGGUAAGGGAGAGAGCACUCCCCUGGUGUUUCUCCACGGCCUCUUCGGCAGUAAAUCCAACUUCCACUCAAUCGCCAAGUCCUUGGUGCAGCGCACAGGCCGAAAGUCAGGUGUUGACUGUAGAUGCCCGUAACCACGGUAACAGCCCUCACAUCCCGGAGCUGACCUAUGAAGCGAUGGCCGCCGAUUUGAAACAUCUCCUCAGCCAGCUGCACAUCGAGAAGUGCGUCCUCAUCGGCCACAGCAUGGGCGGGAAGACCGCCAUGACAACCGCUCUGACACAGCCCAGUUUGGUGGAGCGGCUGGUGGUGGUGGACAUCAGCCCGGCCCAAACCACCACACGCACCAACUUCCGCUUCUACAUCCAGGCCAUGCAGGAGAUGAAGAUCUCCACCGACAUCCCUCGCUCCACCGCCAGGCGGAUGGCUGAGGAUCAGCUGCGGAGCUUAGUGAAGGAGCACUCUGUGCGCCAGUUCCUGCUGACCAACCUGGUGGAGGAGAACGGACAUUACUCCUGGAGGGUCAACCUGGAGGCCAUCGCAGCUCACCUGGAGGAAAUCAUGAGUUUCCCCAGACUGGACACCGUCUACGAGGGGCCAACGCUGUUUCUGGGCGGAGCCAGUUCUGCUUAUAUCAGCUCCGACGAUUACCCAGAGAUCCAACGGCUGUUCCCCAACGCCGACAUCCAGUACAUCCCAGACGCGAGCCACUGGAUUCACGCUGACAAGCCUCUGGACUUCAUCAGCUCCAUCAUCUCCUUCCUCCAGUCUUAGCCGCCUGCGGCCGCGCCUGCGGACUUUCUACAGCGCCUCUGAGCGUGGAGCGGAGUCGAUAACGAUCCUAAUAUUCGAGAUAACAGGACCAAACCCGCUCUCUUUUGCAGCAGUCAGUUCUUACUUUUAAAGCCAUUAGUCGUUCUGGUGUAGAGGAUUUUAAUUUAUUAGUGGUUGUAGAUUAUCCAGCUUGUAGAUACGUUUCAGUUGACCCGUUUAUAGAUCCGUUUAACAUCAUGGGGCUGUUUUUGGAAGUAAUGUACUAAUCCAAAGAAACUGUCAUUUGCACUGUACUGUCUUUAUGUUCAUAUACAGUGAAUCGCAAAAGUUUACGCACCUUAUUUAGAAAGCCAUGAAAGGAUGCACUGCAAAAACACAAAAUCUUACCAAGUAUGUUUGGUCUCGUUUCUACACUUGAAAUAAAACAAAACUAACUAAGUUAGCUUGUUUUAAGUUAAAAAUGAUUUAAAUAUUGAUGGAAAAAGUACUAUCUAUACUUGUAGAUUGUGGGAAAAAUAUCUUAUUAUAAGUGAAAUUAUUCCUUAACAUUUUUCAUCGUUGUUAUGAAAUAAUUGACUUAAAACGAGCUCCUAUAUCUUGCUAAGUUACUUCUAAGUCAGUUUUGUCUUAUUUCAAUUGAACUAUGAUAUUUUCACUAGGAACUAGACCAAACAUACUUGGCAAAAUUUUGUUUUUACAGAGUAAUAAAUCAUUUUAAACAUUUAUCGGGAUACAAAUGAAAGUCAAAAAAUUAAAACAUAUUGAAGCACUUUUUGAUUUAAUUUCAGCUUUUAGUCUGCGUUAGAAAGACUCACCUCGUCUUGACUUAACCAUAUUUGACAUCGCUCCUCCACAGCCCAAAACUCACUGAUGUUCAAAAUUUCUUUAACAUGAAGAGAAGUAACCCCAUGCCAUGAUGCUGCCACUGCCAUGUUUCACUAUAGUUAUAGUGUUGCUUUGUGCCAAACCUACCUUAUGAAAUCAUAGCCCUGAAAUUAAAUUUUUAUUUCUUUAAACCAAAGUUUUAUUAAUAAAAUGCACCUUCCUUUCUUUCUUUUUUUAAUUUUAUCUUUAACUCAAACAAACAGAGGAUGCAGCGAAUCGUAGAAAACUCCCAGUUCUUGUCGGAUGCCUCUACUGGUCCUUCAUUUCUGUCUUAUCAGCCUGGCUUUUAUCUUUGCAAAAUUUUCUGAUUAUUUCAGACUGUCUUCCUAGUGCCAUGCUUUUCAUAUAAUGUGGAUUUUUCUCUGACCACCACCUUCAUAUAAGAACCUUUUUAGGCUAAUGGAUAAAAAUUUGCUUAACUAAAAAUUAGCUUAACUUGACUUCAGGUUCACCAGUUUUACUAUAAUUGAUAGAAAGCUAAACGCUGAAAUUCAGUCAAAAAGUGAUUCACGUAUGCACACUUGAUUAUUACAUCAAACAAAAGUUGCAUUAAAAUUCAAAAUGAGUUGGUUAUGUGCAGAUUUGUGAGAGCCGCUGUAUUUAUGUCAGGAUUGUGAAGGAAGUGUUUCUGUGUUUGCGGAUGUGAGUUAAAGUAGCACUGCGGUAAAAUAAAAACUGUAUCUGAGGAGGUUUUGGACCAAACUGGUCAGUACUGUAACUUUGUGGUUCAUUAGGAAUGUCCGAUGCUAGUCGGUUAAGUCGUUAUAAAAACAACCCCUUUGAGAGCGCUGGUUAUAUUUUUAUGCCAACAUAUUUAUUAUCUACUGGAUUCAAGCUGAAACUUUUUCAAUGCAGUAUUAACACAAACUCUUUCCUGAUUCUCUCAGGCUGCAACUCCAAACGCUCGGUCUUCAUUUUUCCUUUGUGUCUGGCGACAAGCCGUGGUGACAUUGUUGUGUCUCUGUAGUUGGUCAGUGUUUUCCCUGUUUACUGCCCGUAUAUUCCAGUUAUCGUUAUGAAUAAGGCACAAGGCUAAGAGAGUAUAUCACCGAGUAUAUAUGCUGCAGCGACGUAUGUAGGUUCGCAAUCAUAGUGGUUUUGAUUUAAUUUCAGUCUCCUCGGGGUCGAUGAGUUUGCUCCAGUAGUGAAACUGCCACAUGUGAGAAUAAGCAGGGUGUUGUUCAUUUAUUUGUAUGAGCCUCUUUUGGCAAGAGGUCGUUUGCUUCUGUAAAACUUUAAUAAGAUUCUAUAACGAUGUUCAGUAGACUUUUAGAUUGGCAGCUGGGUUGCCAGGUCUGUAUGAAUUAACAUUUAAAGCACUAAAUGUUUACUACAAUCAGUGUUUUAUGUUUGUUUGAAUAGAGAAAAAGACUAAAAAAAACUCAGAUUAAAUUAAAUUAUACUGAUUUAAAUUAUUUUUAUAAACCGCAACGAUAAAAUCCUCCUCCCACAGGAUGGAUUUGUGUUGUGGCACAAUUUAAGAGACAGGGGGACAUUUGAAUGCAGAUUUUGUAGUUUAAAAAAACAUUUAAAAGGAGAGCUGUCCGCCAACAUGUUUGAAGACUGUAAUGAUUUGGUCAGGAUUGUAUUCUGACACUAUGAGCAUGCCUUUUCAGCUGUUACCUUUCUGUGCUGUGUACAUCUUUGUUCGUUCAACAUGUUCGCACAGUGGAGGCACUUAUUCUAAAUAAUGGAAAUAUAUAAAUUUUAAAUGUUCACUAGAUCCAUAUAGAAGUGGAUUAUAUAUAAAUAUAUAUAAGUUGCUGGAGAUAUUAUACAAUAAAAUGUCUAAAACCUGUAAAAAUGUUGAGCUUUUCAGUAAAAAUGUAUUUAUUUACACCAAGUUGUAACUGUACUUUUAGGUUCUUUACAUGUUGCAGUAUUCAGUAAUGUUUUAAAUAGCAACAGAUCCAAGGUGCAAAACAUGUUUUCCAACAGAAAAUUCAUUAUUGAGCUGCUUAAAUCUUUUUAAAUACUAUUGGUUUUGACAAAAAUAUCUGGAAAUUAAAAUUUAGGUGUUUUUUUUUACUUCAGUUUGACAGAAAAGUCAGACACUUAGGAAUCCAAUUCUCUUCUGGUCUGUGAACACACCAUACUUGAAGCUAGCAACACCCUUCAGUGUGUAUGCUAUUGCAGAGGGAAGACUUGGUAAUUUUCAGCAUCAUUAAUUUUUUUAAAUGAAGUCAGAAGAAGCACAGAGAUGUUAGAAGCCGUUUCAUGAAAACUGAUUUUCGUCUUUCAUUUCCAACUUUACUUGCUUCAAUAAGCAAUAAUUUAUCAAAUCUGCUAAUAGUCUGCUUCACUGAAAUGUGAUCUUCUAAUAAAAAUUAUAUUUGA